Penicillium cataractarum is the source of this 2121-nucleotide messenger RNA. RefSeq names its product Kelch motif domain protein. The transcript is spliced from 3 exons. The coding region runs from base 1 to 2121 and encodes 706 amino acids. Lineage: Eukaryota; Fungi; Ascomycota; Eurotiomycetes; Eurotiales; Aspergillaceae. The record is from RefSeq and is a predicted model, not a curated record. Gene Ontology annotation, molecular function: protein binding.
AUGCAGUCGCAGGAUACAUACCUGAUGCCCGCCAGCCCUGCAAGUGGUCGCCGCGCCACCACUAUGGCCGACUCGGUCCCCGCUGUGAAAAAAGCCCAGGGCCAUGUCCCCGCAUGCUUGGUGAAUGCCUCACUGACGUAUUGCGGCAACGAUUGCAUCUACGCCUUCGGCGGGUUUGACCAGUACACUGAUGAAGUGUACAACCACGUGCUCCGUCUGGACUUGAAUACAUUGCGAUGGGAAUUAGUGGACAAUUUUGGGGACAUUCCUGGGGUUCGCAUGGGGCACACGGCCAGCCUGUAUCAAGGGGAUAAACUGGUCAUCUUUGGCGGCGAGAACGAGCAUCGCGAAUACCUCUCCGACGUCAUUAUUCUGGACCUCAAUACCUUUCACUGGACUCUGCCCCAGAUCAGUGGAUCGGUUCCCCGGGGACGGGCCCGCCAUGCCGCUGUUAUCCAGGACGACAAGCUGUUCAUUGUAGGCGGAGUGACUGGCGAGAACAACGUCAUUCUAGAUGAUCUAACAUAUCUGGACUUGCAAACAUGGACAUGGUCACGAACAUGGAGCUUCACGGCCCGCUUCGACCACACGGCUUGGGUUUGGGGCAACCGUCUCUGGAUCUUUGGUGGACUGGGACCUAAUAUGGAACGAACUUCGGACAUCUGGUGGCUCGACCUUAAAGGCUCGCCUUCUUUAACUGGAAUCACCUCCUCCCAAGGUACCGACAAUCUUCCGGAUACACGAUUACCUAUUGCUCAUUAUCCAGACUCCAUAUCUAGUCCUGCCUCGCAACAGCUGUCGCCUCGCUCUGGGAUAUAUCCCGCCAACUCCGCAAGCGUUCAGGUCCGCAACUUUAGCCGCCGCAAGCCUCUUGCCCCGGGUGCUAUCUCCUGUCUCCGAUUCCACUCUGGUUCGAAUGUUCCCCAAUUGUUCUCCGGCACCCACUUUCAAUCCUUUACCUCGGGUGUCCUCCUCGACCUGAUCACUCCGUCUGAAACUGUGCGGUCGCAUGACUGUAACCUCUCUGCUCUAGACCUAAAUUCUCUGCGCUGGCAGCGAUUGGCUGAUGGACUGGAGAUUUUCCGCCCCGGUUAUCGAUGGCAUUACUGUACCGUGAACGAAACGGGGACUAAAGCCUGGCUACUAGGAUGUAGCCUCGACUUGGCCAAUAAUGCGCCUGGGGCCAGUGACGAGAAUCACAUGAGCGAAGUCCUAGCCAUAGACCUGGAGAAAUACGGCUUACUUGGCAACAGUCUGUCAGCGGAAGCUCCUCUCCAAGAUGCCUCGUGGCCAGCUGACCGUCCGGGGAGUUCACCCGUCUCUGGACUUGGGGCUGACCUCUCUGCCGUGUUUGACCAAUCCCCCGAAUCAGGGAGCGGUGCGGACUUUGUCAUUACCGCAUUUCGUGACGAUCACGACUACUCAGUCUCAGAUGACCUGGGGGAUACCCCAUCCGGAUCUUCCGCCCAAACACAGCCUAUCUUCGUGGAGCCGAGCCCCGCCACAUCAGAUCCUAUUCAUGUUCACAAGAUCAUCCUGCAGCUUCGAUGGCCACACUUUAAGCGUCUUUAUGCGGCCCAGAUGGCAGAGUACCACACCAAAAAGAUGCACAUCCCGGAACCCUACUCCGUCGUGCGUGCCUUCCUGUACUACCUCUACACGGACAGUAUCGCCGGUCACCCGGAGUAUUGCUCGAGUGUGAUCGACGUGGCAGGGAUGCUGGUGAUGGCCAAUCUCUACGACAUGCCCAAGCUCCGUCUGCUCUGUGUGAAUCGACUGAGCCGCGAGCUAGACGUGGAGAAUGCAGCCAUUGUCUGGGAGCGGGCUGGCCGAACGAGUGAACAUUGGCUCAUGCGCCGAGCUGCACAGUUCUGUCUGACCCACUGGGGCCGCAUUGUGCGGACGGAUGGGUUCAAGUCUCUCAGCCAUCAGAGCUUGAUUAAACUAUGCGAGGUGGUUGAUACCGAGGGUCGUAUUAUUGCAGGGCCUGAUCUGGAGAUGGUUGGUGCGUUUGGAGCGGAUGCGCAGUGUGACAGGGACUCGAAAAACGCUCGAGGGCGGAUGGGUUCCGCCGUGAGCUUGGACGAUGAAUCCGAAGAUGAAGAUAUGGUACUUUCAUGA